UCUAUUUUAAUAUAUACAUUUAAUGUAAUAUAUAUUUUUACUGUAGCACAAAAGUUUUUAUAAAAACAUACUGGUAAAUUCUGGGUGUAUAAAUAUUCACCUAUUUGAGUCAGUACUUGAUAGCAGCACCUUCAGUAGGAAUUACAGAUAUGGCUUGACUAAGAUUCUUACCAGCUUUUGAACAUCUGGAUCUGCACUUUUUGUCUGUCCUUAGCAAAAUUUCUCCAGCGCUCAGGUUGAAUCGGGACUUUUGGUGAAUCGUAACUUUAAAGUCGUUCCACAGAUUCUCAAUUAAAUUGAGGUUGGAGUUUUGACUGGGCCAUUCAAAGACAACCAGUAUGUAUUUCAAUUUCUCAAGGGCAAUUUGUUCAGGGCCAUUCCCCCUCAGGAAGGUGCGCCUUCAUCCCAGUCCCAUGUCCCUUCAGACUGAAACCAUUUUUCUAUUAGAAUUGUCCUGUGUUUGAGUCUCUCAAUCCUGAUCUCUUCCUAGCUGCCUUAAUCCUUGGUCUUCAUUUAGACCAUUUUCCAAGUCCAUGUUGAUGAAAACUGAGAUUAUUACCAUAUUAAUAGUACAGAUGGUGUUCUCAGGGUAAUCACCAUGUUGUCUUUGUGCCUCAUAAUAGCAUGUUGUGGCACUCUCAAACAAAAUGAAUGUGUAUCUCCCAUAUGUGCUUUUGCAAACUGCAAAUGGGAUUUGAUAGGGCUUUGUUUCCACAAUGGCUUUCUUCUUCCCAAGCCUUUGAAGAGUCUAGGUGGUAGUUGUUCCAUGACAGUUCCUCCUCGCUCCAUUGUGGAUCUCUCCAGCUCUGUCAGAGUCAGUAUUAACCUCUUGGUUACCUAUCUGACUAAUUCAUUCAAUUAAUUUUGGUGCAUGGCCUUGGCUAGACAGUUUCCCUCGAGCUGUAUUUUUUCUUUGUUAUAGUGAUGGUCAAGUGAAUGUUCAUCAUUCAGGAUAUUUGCUUCUGCAUAAUUUUAUCUCAGAGUUGUUUUGUUUGGUCUUCACGAUACUAUUUCAGAUAUGCUUUGCAGAGGAUUGCUUUCAGCUGCCCCAAAAAUAUGAAGGACUUGACAUGUGUUAGACAGAUUGCCACCCAUUGACACCAACAUAUGGAGGAUUCGAACUUGUUACCACUACUAACAUUGCCACCAAUGUUAUAUUCAGGAGCCUCCUCUGAAUUAGGAUAUUUAGAGAAUCACACGAAACACUUUAUGUGAGAAAAAACAAGAAGUUGUUGUUUAUUUGUUCUUAAACAGUAAAGAUGUGUAGGUAAAAAGGUAAAGGUUUUCCCUGACGUUAAGUCCAGUUGUGACCGACUCUGGGGGUUGGUGCUCAUCUCCAUUUCUAAGCCGAAGAGCCGGCAUUGUCCAUAGACACCUCCAAGGUCAAGUGGCUGGCAUGACUGCAUGGAGCGCCGUUACCUUCCCGCUGGAGCAGUACCUAUUGAUCUACUCACAUUUGCAUGUUUUCGAACUGCUAGGUCGGCAGGAGCUGGGGCUAACAGCGGACACUCAUUCCUCUCCCGGGAUUUGAACCUGGGACCUUUUGGUCCACAAGUUCAGCAGCUCAGUGCUUUAACGCACUGUGCCCCCAGGGGCCCCCAGUAGCGGUUUCAAUAAAAAUGGGUAGCGAUUCCAAUAAAAAAGUUAGGCUUUUCUCUUUAAAAAGAUGGUUUUAUAACUUGAAUUCUGUGGAAAUAUGUUCCUUCACACAGGAACUACAAACAGGACAAUUUAAACAUUUAAAUCUACUUCUCCCGGGAUUUAACACCAGAACCCUAAACUGUAGAGUCUCAAUAUAGUUCUUAGCUUUUCUUCCCUGAAGGCUUUUAACUAUAUUCCUCAAAGAGGUUUCUUUUUAAAAACACAGUUCCCAAAACUAUCUCUAUCUUCACACUCCAAACACUAACCAACCAACUUCCUAACUGAAUGAAUAAUUCUCUGGCUGCAUAGCUCCAACUGUCACUUUGACUCCUGCCCAUCUCCAGUUGCUAAGCAACUCUACCCAUUUACAUCAUCCAAUCAGACUGCACUUCCAGCAAUGGCUGCCUGAUUGCUCCUCCCCCCCCCCCCCCCCCCGCUCUACCCAGUCUCUGCAAGCAAGCCACCUGUACACCGACCUUGUAAGGUAGGCUGAUCCGUUACACUCUUCAACAAAAUCAGGGUCUUCCAGAAACUGGUGCAUGUUAAUGUGGAAUUACAUAUGACUGGUUAUUCCACAUAAACAUAAUGGAUAAGUUUUUCUCACUUCUAACAUAAAUGUAAUUUAAUUAGAUUCUGUAGUUUGUAAAUUAUUAAUUAUACACAUCACAUCUUUUCUAACUUUCCUAUAUUUGCAUUUGCAGGCUCUGCCCUGCCCUAUUGCACCCCUUUUGCCCAAGUCCUCCAACCUCAGUGCACUAGGAAAGGGAAAUAUGAAUUGAGGAAACUUUUCAUAUGGAAUUCUAGCCUAAUACUGAUUUCAUAGGAAUUUGAAUAUGGGACUUCAUGCUCCUGGUGUGUCUCUCAAGGAACUGAAAACUCAGAGCCAGUGUGCUCUUGACACAGUUACAAACUUUUGAAGUAUGUAAGUAAACAUGUAUUUCUGCUUUUGCGCUAUGACCUUAGUUAGAUCCAACAAGCAUUCUCUUUCCACAAAGAUUGAAACCUGAAAAGCAAACAUUUUGAGAGAAUUGGCAUAUAUCUCUGAGUAGAGAUAUAUGUAUUUUUGGCUAGUUGCCGAAAGAUAAUGUGGAUUUUAAAUCCUGACUUUAAUCUCAAAUUGUCUCCAGGAGAAAGGGGUGACUGGGGCUGAUAACAUUGUUGUUAACAUAUCUGCUUUAAGAUGUUCCUCCAAAUGAUGUUUCUGUGUUGCCUUAGUUGAAAAGAAUUGGUCUCCUACAAAUAUUAUCAAAAUGCUAUCCAGCACUGACAUAUUCCCUGCUGUAACUUUAAAAGCAGACUGAUGGGAGAACAUCAAUUCAGAUGUCAAGGAAAGGAAUAUGAUGUUGGCAGUGUGACAGAUAUGGCAAUAGUUAAUAGGGAUUUAGAAUUUUAAUAAACUGACUUUCUAUGUCAUUCAUAGCAAUGGAAAGAAUUGCCAUGAAUAAUGAAUUUGUUCUUUGUGAAAAGCUGCCUUUCCAAUUUAUUCAUUUCAGUGGAAUGAAAAAUCCUUAGAGCAUAUACAGAGUUCAUUUGUUUCACCCCAAGAUGAACACUGUCUGUCAUAUCAAAGUUUUUUCUUAGAAAAAAAGCUUCUUGUAGCUUUAUAAGAUUUUUAGCCUUCUGUGCCACAGAGUGCUGGUACCUCACCAAGUCACAAAUCCUAGGAUUCUAUAGCAUUGGGCCAUGGCAGUUGAAGUGGUGUCAAUCAAACUGUAUUCAUUCUACCAUUAUUUCUGAAAGCUCCCCCAAUAAAACCCUUUAUUUUCUAUCCUUGGAAAUUACUAAAAUAAUAAGCUAGCCUGGCUCAUAGGAUUAGAGGUUGUUACUAUUAUGAUGAUAACAUUGUCCCUUCCCUGCUAGCCUUCCCAUUGCUUCUCUCUCCGAGUGUGCCUGGUUAGAUUUGAAAGUAACCUUCUGCCAUUUCACUUGCUCACUCACACACGCUGCACACUUUUGCCCUGCCCACAAGGACUAAGCAGGCCGGCUGACAGGCAGGCAAACAGCCACAGGUCCUGCUCAAGCAUGCAUGAUGCAUACCUCGCCGCACGCCACUCCCACAGACAACCCGAGAGCAGCAAAGGGGAGCCCUUGGUUUGGCAGUUCCCCAGGAGCUUACCGAACUGACUGGCAGCACAGCACCUUCUUCUCCGACAAUUCCUCAUCCCUUCUAGAAGAUGAAGAGCUAGGUAUGGAAGCCCCUAGCUGGCUCCUGAACAGCACAUCCAUUAAUGGCCACAGUGAAAUUUCAACAACGGCUCGUUUCCCCAGCUGGGUGACAUUUGACGAUGAUGAAGCCAGGUGUAUUUCACCACCAAUUGUAUCUCCUGUGAAACCAGACACACCACCAUUUGCAACACUAUCACAAGCAGCAACGGUAACAACAGCAUCAUCAAUAACAACAGCAUCUUCAACAACAGCAACAGAGAUUAUACCUGUGACCUCUAGUGCCCUCUCCUCAUCUUUUAAAAAAAGAGAGCGUCCCAAAAGUGCACUGGGUGAUCUCACUAAAGUUCAAAAACUAGAUCUUUCCUCUUUAAGCAGAUUACAUUCAGUUGAUGGGACACCUCCUUGGAGUGCUACUAAUCCAUUCCUUGAUGAAUCUCUAAGUGAUGUUCAACCUUCACCCAUCAACCCAUUCAGUUCUUUCUUUGAGGAACGGGACAGACGUUCCCAGACCUAUCUUGUUUCAGGCAAAUCUGAUAGAAAUCAGAGAGAUUCUCUCAUUCUCCAUCAAGAAGCUGACACCAUCAGCUUUAAUGAGUCAAGUAAACAUCUCAGGCACAGAGAUGCAGUUGAGCAACUAAAACAACUUCAGAUUGGGGAUCCUGAUCAGCUCAGCAGCCCAACUCUACCUGAUGAUGACCCCAGCAUACCAACACAGCUGGACAAUACCUUAUCCAGUUUGGGACCACCUCAACGAAAAGAUGGCUGGCCGAUGAUGUUGAGAAUACCAGAAAAAAAGAAUAUCAUGUCCUCUAGGCACUGGGGCCCAAUUUAUGUCAAACUUACUGAGAAUAGGUGCUUGCAGCUCUUUUAUGAGAAAGGACUGGAAAAGCCUUUCAAGGAAUUCAAACUUGAUAUCAACCAUGAAAUUUCAGAACCUAAGCUCCAGAACUAUGAUGAGAAUGGAAGGAUACACAGUGUGAGAAUAGACCGAACCACCUACAAGGAAAAAAAGAAAUACCAGCCAAAACCAUCUGUCUUGCACACAGCAGAGAGAGAACAGGUUAUCAAGUUAGGCACCACCAAUUAUGAAGACUUCCUCAGCUUCAUCAGGUCAGUCCAGGAUACACUGAUGGAUUUGCCCGCUUCAUCAACAGACCUGAGCACUGUGGGAUUAAACUACCAAGAGGAGGAGAUUACUGUGGAUGUAAAGGAUGAGUUUUAUGGCACGUUGGCAAAAGGAGACAACAGGAUUUUGCAGCAUAAUGUGUUGACAAGAGUCUAUGUUCUCACUUUUCUUUCUGGCCUAGCAGAAUGCAGGCUGGGUCUCAAUGACAUCCUUAUCAAAGGGAAUGAAAUUGUUUCCCGGCAGGACAUCAUGCCCACCACCACCACCAAGUGGAUUAAGAUGUGUGAUUGCGUUUUCCACUCAUGUGUGGAUGAAGAGGCAUUUGCCACUGCCCGUGCCAUUAUGUUUAAUCCCUUGGAUGCCUGCAGGUUUGAAUUAAUGCGCUUUAGGACUGCAUUUUCUGAGAAGACAUUGCCCUUUACCUUGAGGGUGGCAGCUAGCAUCAAUGGGGCUGAGGUGGAGCUCCAGAGUUGGCUGAUGAUGUCACCAGGGUUCUCCUCCAACAGAGACCCACUAAAUCAGGUUCCCUGUGAAAAUGUGAUGGUCCGCUAUCCAGUGCCACAGGAGUGGGUGAAAAACUUCCGCAGGGAUAGUGUUCUUGGGGAAAAGUCCUUGAAAGCAAAGGUGAACAAAAGUGCUAGCUUUGGAUCCGCCAGUGUUUCUGGUUCUGAACCAGUAAUGAGAGUAACACUAGGAACUGCCAAAUAUGAGCAUGCCUUUAAUUCCAUUGUGUGGAGGAUAAAUCGACUGCCUGACAAAAACUCUGCUUCAGGUCAUCCUCACUGUUUUUUCUGCCACCUGGAACUUGGCUCAGACCGAGAAGUGCCUUCAAGUUUUGUCCACUAUGUGGACGUGGAAUUUGAUAUGCCAACUACUUCUGCAUCCAAGGCCACCAUCCGAUCUAUCUCUGUGGAAGGCAAGUCAGAUGUCAGGAAAUGGGUCAACUAUUCAGCACACUACAGUUAUAAGGUGGAAAUAGAGCAGAAGAAGAGCUUGAAUACAGAUAUGGCAGCAGAAGACGCCAAUAACCCCAAGGACUGUGCUGUUCAGUGAGUGAAAGAUCCAUCUUCAGUUGGGACAAUAAAAUCAACAGGGCCUGAAGAAGAGAAAACACAGCAGCUUACCUGUGCAGUCAGAAGAUCCAGAAAAUAUUUAAAGGGCUGUAAGGUUGUCUUGCCCUCUGGAACCUCCUUUAGAGAGGAAAACUUUGAGAUUUGUUUACAAUAGCUUAGUGACUUUGAUAGAAGCCUGCAAAGAAUGUAGGCUUUACAGUUCGUCUAAGUCUGCCUUCACCCAUACCACUAUACUUCCUGCAGUGAAAAAAUAGUAUUUUGAGACUGCAGCUGAAGUGGUAUGGCCAUAGUCCAGUAACAAACUUUUUCCUACGCUUCCUUAAAAAAUGGCUAUUUAGUUCUCAGAAAAGAUCUCCCAGGUAGUCUGCAGCAUAACUGAGAAAAAUGAAGGGAUGAGAAAUAUACCAUGAGAUUCCUUUUUUUACCUAGUGAUACUCACAUCUCAGUGAAAACAUGUAAUGACAUUUUCAUCUCAACCCAUACAACCACUGGGCAUUCCAGUAGCUAGAAGGCAGGUCAAUUGACCUGUCCUAUUUGGCAUCUUUAAGAGAAAACAUUUAAAUAUUGCACAUUUUGUGGUUGUUGGUCAUUGAAAAACUACUUUUUUCAGUUGAUAUUAUAUGCAGGAUUAUUCCUUAGACAAAGUCAUAGUUGCCCUUAGAGGGGAUUUGGCUGAAAUUUGAUCAGUGUUGGAGGAAACAGACAUCAUCUGAACUUUUCCUUUAAUGGUUGAAUUGCAACUAUUCAUUACCUAGCUCAAUUUUUGUCAAGAAACUACAGGUCCCCUUUCUAGUGAACUUGAUGGGAAAUAGAUGUUCUUUUUAUUUGAUUGAGUUCUUUUGGCUGCUGCUGACAAUGCUAAUUUGAAACACUACAUCUCAACCUAGGAAGAUUACAGUGCAAAAUUUCUGUGUGCUAUUGAUAACUGAUGUUAUUGCUUUAUAAUAUGCAGACAUAAUGGCUUUGCUGUCAGGACUGUCUGCAUAAUAGUUACAUGCAUAUGGAAAAAUCUUCACUCUUAUUAAUGGGGGGACAUUGUGUUUAUAAUCCAAGUUUCUAGAUGAUACGGUUAUAAAAAGCCUUGGUGUACCUCAGUAGGAUGUUUGGGAUGGGGGUGGCUAGAGCCAUUUGAAUAUCUACUAGACAAAAUAAAUUACUAUUAUUAUGCUUAGCAUAUUCACACUCUAUUUCAUACAGUAGAAUUUCAGUUAUAUUUGGCUGCAUGUUGGAAAAGAAAAAAAGAAAUGGAUAAAAGGGAAGUAAGAACAUAGAGCUCUGUUUACAAUUUUUUUCCCUCUCAACAAAUUUCUACUUGAGAUAAAUUCAUAGGAAGGCCAAAGUUAAUACAAUCAUAUUUUUAAAUUAAAGAGAAAAAAUAUAGGCCGAGGCCAUAGUGCAUGGGAACAGAGUUUGACACACCUAUAUACCAUGAUACAGUUCAUAUUAAGAUUGCAUCUCCAGAGCUGCUUUUCUUAUAAGGGAAGAGCAACAAUAGCUUCAGUUAUAAAAUGAACGUUCCAUGAGCAAUUCAUAGGAAGAGCUACAGUAGAGUCUCACUGAUCCAAGCUAAACGGGCUGGCAGAACCUUGGAUAAGCGAAUAUCUUGGAUAAUAAGGAGGGAUUAAGGAAAAGCCUAUUAAACAUCAAAUUAGGUUUACAAAUUAAGCACCAAAGCAUCAUGUUAUACAACAAAUUUGACAGAAAAGGUAGUUCAAUACGCAGUAAUGUUAUGUUGUAAUUACUGUAUUUACAAAUUUAGCACCAAAAUAUCAUUAUAUAUUGAAAAUAUUGACUACAAAAAUGCCUUGGAUAAUCCAGAACCUUGGAUAAGCGAGUCUUGGAUAAGUGAGACUCUACUGUAUUUUAAAAUAUCAACAAUGCCCUUCAGAAUAGCUCUGUUACAAAGUAGUAGUUUUUCUGUUUGGACAUUCUUUUGGAGAGAAAUGACUGAUGGAUUGUAGGUGCUCCAUACUAUUGCUUCAGGAAAUGUUUGUAUCACAUUGGUAUCCCCUUCCCAAAUUUAAUUAAUUCACCAUCAAAGCCAUUUCUACCAUUAAGUAUUGUGAGGCAGUCUCCUUGGAGAGCAAAAUUUGGGUAUCACAAAAGGACAGGAGUUCCUCAUUAUUUAUUUGUUCUUGUGAGUAUUUCUUAUUGUGAGAUUUGUUAACAGUUGGCCUUCUGUAUCCAUUAAUUCUGUGUUGUUAGUUUCAACCAUCUUGAAAUUAUAUGGGGGGGGGGGGGGGAAAUCAGAAAAGGAAACCUUUAUUUUGCCAUGGAGUGAGCACGAGACUGAUGUGUAGAUGUAUUCUGCUGUAGCCUCCCACCAUUUCACAGAUCCUCAAACUCAUUUGAGUUGUUCACCAUUUUAUGUAAGGGAUGCCAUUCAAUGUACAUUAUGGGACUUGAGCAUCCAUGGAUUUUGGUGUCCUUGGGGAGUUUUGGAACCAAACCCCAGGAGAUAACAAAGGUCCAAUAUAUCAUGUGCCAAAAUAAAUUGGCUGGCUUGGGUACUACUUACCCUGGCUACUUUACAUUUAUUUUUCUACUUUAAGUAUCAAAAGGUUUUUUGUCCAUCCCUGUGCACCACAACCACAAAUGUAUCACAAAUAUCCCACUUUACAGUGCAGGAAGGAAGCACUGGCCCUACUCUAACAUGAAGGGUCACUGCAUAUAGAGUAUCACAGGUAGACCUUCUAUAUCACAUGGCACCAUGCUUAACAUACAGCUAGAGUCCAACUGUAUAUAUACACCAUUCAUUUUCAAAAAUCCAUUAUUACACUCUUCAGCCUUUUGAUGGAAAGUGAAACAGAGAAGCCCCAAGUCCAAACAGUCUUUGUCCUCUUCCAAUAGCUAACAAGAUACAGUUACUGCUUAUGAAGAGAGAUAUCUGCAAGAUGGGAUACUCCACUAUCCAUUUGGGGACACAGUUCCUUAUAGAUGGCAAAUAUAUCUGCAUUUAUCUUUUCACCAGAUUGGGGAAAACUCCUUUCAGUGAAUUAGGUUGAUACUUUCAGGUGCCAGCAAUUAAAUAUCAAUCAAAUAUUUAUUCACCUAUGGUUCAUUAAAAAUGCCCCAAAAUUAUCAUCCUAAAGGAUGUAGUGAUUUGAAUGUUGGACUAUGGCUCUGAAAACUAGUUAUAAUCCCUACUUAGCUAUGGAAACUCACUAUCUGACCUUGAACAAGUCAUAUUUUGUCAACCUUAGAAGAAGACAAUGUCAACUCCCUUCUGAACAAAUCUAGCCAAGAAAACCUUGUGACAAGUUGACCUUAUGUUGCUGCAAGUCACAAAGAGCUUGAAGGCAUGCAACAAAGAUUUAGAAGCACUUCCUGUUGGGUGGUACUCUUUGGAAAUACAGUAUGUGUGUUCUGAAUUAGAUUAUUUAUACCUUAUUUAGAAAGUCACAUUUCAGCUGCUUUUUAGAGAAAGUAAUUUAGUGGAAGAAUAUGGAAAGAAGAUAUUGUUACCUCUUACUGCAUGUGGAUCAUAGGCUAUGAGGAUUUUAAAAGUAAACAUGAGCACUUUGUGAAUUAUGCCCAAAAGGUCAAGAGAUACUCCAAGCACCAGUCUCUUACAGGAGAGAUCCUUAAGUGGAAUUCACUAUUAUAGUUAAGAAUCCAAGGAUAUAUAUGAUAGCUAGCAUCUAUAAAUUCAAAGUCAGCAGACCCAGAACCAUCCAUAAAUGAAAGGACAAGACUUCUCUUGAACUGGAGAGAUUCUUUGAAGCAUCACGGUUGAAUUGCAACUGUUGCUCAAUAACAUUGUGGAUUCACCUUCAAUUGUCUUACCCAUAUCCACAAGAUUACAGACUGUCAAAUACUUGCUAACAAAUUCUUUCUUAAAGGACAAAAGCAAUUCUCAGGUUGAGUGUCCUUUAUCCAAAAUACUUAGGACUAGAAGUGUUUUGAAUUUUGGAUUUUUCCAAAUUUUUGGGUAUUUACAUAUACGCACAAAUUGAGCUAUCUUGGAGAUGAGACCCAAGUCUAAAUAUGAAAUUUGUUUAUGUUUUUGUACACCUUAUACAUACAGCCUGAAAGUAAUUUUAUACAAUAUUUUAAUAAUUUUGUGCAAGAAACACAGAAAGGAAAAGUGUCACUAUUUUGGCCACCCAUAUAGACAAUUUGGUAUUUUAGAGUAUUUGGCAUUUUGGAAUUUCAGAUAAGGGAUGCUUAACCUGUAUUGCUAGCUGUACAGGAAGUAAUUGAACCCUCUGUUUAAUAUACUGCUGAAUACCUUUUUUAACCAUUUCUCAUAAAGUAGAUUCGGGAGCCCUUGCUAUGAUAUAUAAAGAGUUUGUGGUGUUCUCAGACUAUUUUACACUGCCUCCAUAAAGAGAAAUAGUUUUAACUUCUUGCACUAUUGUGAUUGAGUGGGUUUUUUUUACAUGUUUUGUAAGAUUUCUACCUUUGAUGUUGUACUAUGAAAGUCUACACACUGGCUGAUCCUUUAGACAUAUUAUGACUCCCCCUUCCUUUGCAACGUUUCAGAGAAAUGUCACUUUGAGCUUAAUUGUCGGAGGAACUGUUUAAUAAAUGCAAAUGAAAUUCUA
Molecule: messenger RNA, 10553 nt
Organism: Anolis carolinensis (green anole)
Lineage: Eukaryota; Metazoa; Chordata; Lepidosauria; Squamata; Anolidae
Gene: ston2
Product: stonin 2
Exons: 4
Coding region: 3668-5986 (772 amino acids)
Biological process (GO): regulation of endocytosis; synaptic vesicle endocytosis
Cellular component (GO): synaptic vesicle; clathrin-coated vesicle
Molecular function (GO): clathrin-cargo adaptor activity
Source: RefSeq, a predicted model, not a curated record